AUGUCAUUAGACUGGGCAUCAAUUGACAUCCUGGACUGGAAGAAAGAACGAAAGCCAAUGGUAUUCACCAAAACGUGGGGUGAAGGUCCUGUCUUUGAAUGGUAUCAAGAGCUUGAACGUCAAGACCCCAAGUCUGUCCUAGUCACUCGUCUUCAAGUUAUGAAUGAUAGCGGGAAGGUUCCGCAUCGGUUUGUAGUCGCGUCUCUAAAGAGCGGCGAGGUGUAUCGCUUUGACAGACGUCCCUUAACGAAAAAGCCCAUGACAUUGAUCGCCGAAGCAUUGGGGCCGCUUUCGACGCGCAAAGCUGCAGACCAGUACGAACUAAUUAAAAAGGAAGAACUUGAAGGUGUUAUCAAAUCAAACUUAUGCGAAAUAGAUCUAAAGAUGCCUGAUAAUACUAGUCUUCUGCAUAUUAUAUCAGCAUGCUUCUCACUGUCUCAUGACACAAAAACCGUUCACUACGAGCUCUUCAAGUACAAUUGCUACUUCUUUUCGUGGACGGUCGUCAUGAUAGUGGCACGGCAUACACACGAACUUCCUCUGCCUUCGACAGUUGUGCUAGCUAAGCGCUUUGAUUCCAAGCUGGAUUACCUUGUCGAAUAUAUUAUGGAUAGGAUACUGAGGGCGCUACUAAAAUUCGUGACUGAAACGGUGUCUGCCUUUCGUGCUGAAACAAAGAGAAAACUGGACAUAGGAAUGGGAAAGAGGGAACUUAUGGUCUGGAGGCUCCCAAUAGGUGCCGUGAAUUGGGCCUUGGGGCUUUUUCUUAGAUUUAGAUUCCAACUUGGUCUCGAAAAGACGUUCAAAAACAAAGUGAAAGAGAUGGUCAAAAGCCACGUCGGACCUAUAAUUGUACAUAUAUUCGAAAGCCAGAGUACCGCAACACGGGACCAAGUCAAACAGCGUCUUUGGAUCAACGACCUUUCUGAAGGAUUUCGAACCAUCGUCGAAGGAACAAUACUUAAAGUUCUAUGGUCAGCGAUCCUUGAUACUUUGGCGGAAGGAUAUAAUGGUAUCAAUGGCGAACAGCUAAUCGAGCACUUUAAAAACCAUCCCAAACUUCGUCAUCGUUUGAAGUACCGAUUGUCCGGCAAGAACGUAAUCCAAUUCACCCAGAUUUGGAAUGAUGCUUUGAACGCCGCUUUACUUGCAGCACGCGAUCGGUUCAGGGUGCUGGAAAAUAUUCCUAACGAUCCAAAAGAAAUGCACGAAAUGGUCUUCAACGAAGUUUUUGAUGCUGGAUGCCAGGCUGCACGGAAUGCAGCCGAGGCUGUGGUGGACAAAACACGUGGGGAUAUAAAUAAUCCAAUGAGAGAUCAAAUGUGGGAAGAGGUUUGGAAAGUUUGGGAUACGGUCUGGAGCUCCUCCCGAGAAAAAUGUCGUGAAGUGGCGGUAAACGUGAUCGAAGAGGGAAUGAAAGAAAUAACUCGGGUAGCUGCGCUCGUCAUUAUGGAAGAAUAUAAUUCUCACGCGCAAGAUAAGGAAGCGCCUAAGAGAAUGACCUACGUUGAAAACCAGGUGACACCGCUCGACAAAAUUCAGGCAUCAAUCAACUAUUAUAUCAAUUCAGCACCAAUUCUUAUGAAGAGAAACUCUAGUUCCAACGACGUUACAGGAAUUCAGGCAGCAAUGACCAGGGCCUGGAACCACUCACUUGACACAUUUGUUGACAAAACAUAA
Messenger RNA from Rhizoctonia solani, 1680 nucleotides. RefSeq lists its product as uncharacterized. The record is from RefSeq and is a predicted model, not a curated record. Lineage: Eukaryota; Fungi; Basidiomycota; Agaricomycetes; Cantharellales; Ceratobasidiaceae. The transcript has 2 exons. The coding region runs from base 1 to 1680 and encodes 559 amino acids.